AAGAAAUCCUAUUAGUAGAAACACUAAAGUUCAACGGAAGUGUGAAAGUCUCGAGAGCCAGCGGAGUGUAUAUAAACUUUUGCGAAGCACGCGAUUAAUUACUUCAAUUCGUACGGAUAAAAUAUUAAACAAGUGACAAGCGUUAAGUACAUCAUGUUCAACGAACACGAUAUGAGAGCAAUUCGAAAAUACGUAGACAAUCCAUUUCCAACUUUUCGGACGAAUCCUAUCUCGACGACAAACCCUACGAAGAUGAACAUCAUCAUACCGAUCAUUCCCGAGCCUACACGCGACAUUAUGGAUUUCACACUGGUGGUAGCAGGUGUCUGUUUAAAUAUUUUUCUCGCUCUUAUCGUUGCACUGAAUUCUUCCAUGUACACUUCCACCAAUUGCUACGUAAUAAGUCUCGCGUCUUCGAGCCUGAUAAUUCUGCUCGAGCCACUACAGCAGGUACUUCGCUGGAUCUCCGAUAUCGAUUUAAAUAUGAAUCUCGAUUAUAUAUUUUUGGUGACCUUCGCCACAUCUAUCCUGAUAAUAAUUCAACUGAAUAUCGAGACGUACGUUAUUAUUUGUCAAAAGAAUUCGCCGCUCCGCAAACCGCUGCAGAAGGUUUCAACGGCUGCAAAAGGUAUUUUAUUUAUAUGGGUAAUGUCCAUCAUGGUGGCAUCUCUGGAACUAAGCUUAUACGAGCACUACGAAAAAGAAGUUAUGCACGAUAUCUUCGUGUCGUUCACCGUUAUGUUUCUAAUAUUUCCGUGUUUUAUCUUUAUUAUGGUCGACUGUUUCAUUCUGUACGACCUGAUAAUAUCAAGGUCGAUAGAGGGAACGUGGCCGAGCGAAGAUGUCGAGCGUUUCGUUUUUCUGGUUGGCAUUACUAUCGGAUUUUUUCUAACUAUGAUACCAUAUCGAGUCGUGAGAGCUAUCGCUCUUGUAACAACGACUUGCUGUAGCGACAUAACUAUAGAGGUGGUUUAUACGAUGGUUAAAAUGUACCCGAUGAUUCUGCCAAUAACAUGUUACGUGAUAUCAAAAGAAUUUCGUCAAGCGCUCGAGAUGACGCUACGUUGUCAACGGCAUGAAACUUCCACGUGAUAUAACAAUCACAAAUACUCAAACAGCAAAGUAUCAAAAUACACCUACAACUUUUUAUUCAGAUAGCACGUAAUGUAUUUUAUUGCGCUUUUAGAAAAAAAAAAGAUCUGUCACUUCGCACAUUUAAAUAAUUUAUUAUUCCUGAGAAGAACUUAAAAUUCACGUGUGCAAUAAGCAAGCACAUCCGCUCUCAUGAGGGAAAAGAGAAGCGUCGAGCAGAGAGUCUGCACACAAAUUUUCGAAUUCACUGAGCUCUCUGUAUGCAAAUUAGCUUCCCUUUAAGCCUCUCCUCCGAGAGAGGAAAAGUUGAGCCAGCA
This is a messenger RNA of Linepithema humile (Argentine ant), 1409 nucleotides long. Its product is annotated as pyrokinin-1 receptor-like. Gene Ontology annotation, molecular function: G protein-coupled receptor activity. Gene Ontology annotation, biological process: G protein-coupled receptor signaling pathway. NCBI's taxonomy places the organism in Eukaryota, Metazoa, Arthropoda, Insecta, Hymenoptera, Formicidae. The record is from RefSeq and is a predicted model, not a curated record. Gene Ontology annotation, cellular component: plasma membrane.